This is a messenger RNA of Brassica oleracea var. oleracea, 2523 nucleotides long. RefSeq names its product receptor-like protein 12. Bases 47 to 2482 code for a protein of 811 amino acids. The record is from RefSeq and is a predicted model, not a curated record. The transcript has a single exon. Lineage: Eukaryota; Viridiplantae; Streptophyta; Magnoliopsida; Brassicales; Brassicaceae. Gene Ontology annotation, molecular function: protein binding.
GCCAAUCUUUUCUUAAAGAAAUAUUAUUCUUCUAAAAAAGUUUUUCAUGAUGAAGACGUCAUGUAUACAUUUUCAUUUUCUCUUGGUACUCUUAUUCUGUUGUGCCUUUUCUUCAAGCAUCUUAAUGACAAAUGCUGUUUAUGCUGGAGUUUAUGCGUGUCGUCCUGACCAGAUCCUAGCUCUUGAGCUGUUCCAGAGUGAGUUUGAUUCCCACACUUGCAACGGCAGCACCUACGACGACUCUUACAGCUGCGAUAACACUACUGGUUCUAUGGUAGAGCUAGAACUCUCAAGUGGCUGUCUCAAAGGAAUUUUGAAGCCCAACAGUAGCCUUUUCGAGUUGCGUCAUCUUCGUAGCCUUCAUAUCUCUAACAACAACUUCAAGUCUUCUUCACUCCCUUCUGGAUUCAGCAAUCUCAACAGAUUAGAGGUCUUGACUCUUUCCUCUAAUGGCUUCGUAGGUCAACUCUCUUUCUCAUUUAGUAACUUAAGCCAGCUUUCCCAUUUAGACCUUUCCUCUAACGAGCUCACCGGUAGUUUCCCACUUAUAAAGAAUCUGAGUAGACUCUCCUAUUUAGACCUUUCCUCUAACCAUUUCUCUGGAACUUUGAAUCCUAGCCUGUUCGAGUUGCAUCGCCUUUUUUACCUUGAUCUAUCUAAGAACAACUUAGUUUCAUCCUCAGUUCCUUAUGAAUUUGACAAUCUCAACAGAUUAGAGUUUUUGUCUCUUUCCAACAAUGGUUUCCAAGGUCAAAUUCCGUCAUUUAGUAACCUAAGUCAGCUUAGCUCCCUGUACCUUCAAGAUAACGAGUUCACUGGCAUCGAAGAGCCUAUCUCAAAGCUCAUUAACCUCAGGGAACUCGACCUGUCUUUCCAAAACAUAAGCUACCCAAUUGACUUAAACCUCUUCUCCUCACUCAAAUAUUUGAUGACACUUAUUCUUUCUGGGAAUAGUAUAUCGCCAGCUAGUUUAAGUUCAGAUUCAGGCAUCUCGUUGGACCUUAUUAUAUUGGGUUUGUCAGGCUGUGACAUCCGUCAGUUCCCAAAUUUCUUCAAAAACCUUGAUGGCUUGCAGCAAGUGGAUAUCUCCAACAACAAAAUCAAAGGGAAGAUUCCCGAGUGGUUUUGGAAUCUUCCUAAUUUGGACAUAGUGAAUCUUGCUAAUAACUCAUUCACAGGUUUUGAAGGUUCGGCAGAAGUUUUAGUGAAUUCAACGGUCACGCUUUUAGAUUUGGAUUUAAACAAUUUUGAAGGACCACUUCCUAAUCCACCACACUCUCUCAGCCACUUCUCUGCAUGGAACAAUGCAUUCACGGGGAGUAUACCUCUUGCAAUCUGCAACCGAAGCUUUCUUACUAUUCUUGAUCUCUCAUACAACAACUUCACCGGCUCAAUUCCUCGAUGCCUGCUUAAUUUUCAAAGCUCUCUCACGGUUUUGAAUCUCAGGAAGAACAGCUUGGAGGGAAGUCUUCCAGACAUGUGCAAUAAUGGUGCCUUGCUUCAGACAAUUGAUGUUGGCUACAAUCAGCUAACCGGAAAGCUUCCAAAGUCUCUUCUCAGCUGCUCCUCUCUAAGGUUUCUAAACGUUGAGAACAACAAAAUCAAAGACGCAUUUCCUUUCUGGCUCAAGGCGUUACCAAACUUGCAAAUUCUUAUCCUCAGUUCAAACAAAUUCGAUGGUCCUAUCUCUCCUCCUCCUGGUCAAGGUUCUUUUGCGUUUCGCGGGCUGCAUGUACUUGAAAUAUCAUACAACAACUUUACUGGAAGCUUGCCCUCGAAUUACUUUGAUAACUGGCAGACAUCAUCAUUCAAGAAAGACCAAGAUGGGCGUAUUUAUAUGGGAGACUACAAUCAUACUUCUUAUCACUACGGAUACAAUUUGGAUUUGCGAUACAAAGGUCUACACAUGGAGCAAGAGAGUGUCCUCACGUUUUACGCCACCAUUGAUUUUUCUGGAAACAAACUUGAAGGACAGAUUCCUGAAUCUAUUGGUCUCUUGAAGGCAUUGAUCGCGCUCAACUUAUCAAACAACGCAUUCACAGGUCAUAUUCCUCUGUCUUUGGCUAAUGUUACCGAGCUUGAGUCACUUGAUCUGUCAAACAACCAGCUCUCAGGGACCAUUCCUAAAGGACUCGAGAGACUCUCGUUUCUGGCGUACAUAAGUGUUGCUCACAACCAACUCAAGGGUGAAAUACCGCAAGGAACACAGAUCACUGGGCAACCUAAAUCCUCCUUUGAAGGGAAUGAAGGACUUUGUGGUCUUCCUCUCGAGCAAAGUUGCUUUGGGAGUAACGCACCACCAAUGCAACAACCAGAGGAAGAAAAGGAAGAAGACGAGGAAGAAGUGUUGAACUGGAAAGCAGUAGCAAUAGGGUAUGGGACCGGAUUGUUGCUUGGAUUGUCAAUAGCACAAGUUAUUGCUUCAUACAAACCGGAGUGGCUUACCAAGAUAAUGUGCCAGAGAAAUCGCAGAACCCGUUAGGAUCAAUCCGUUAUUGGUCUAAUAAUCGAGCAGUUACUUGG